Molecule: messenger RNA, 360 nt
Organism: Aphanomyces invadans
Lineage: Eukaryota; Oomycota; Saprolegniomycetes; Saprolegniales; Verrucalvaceae
Exons: 2
Coding region: 30-236 (68 amino acids)
Source: RefSeq, a predicted model, not a curated record
CACAAAUCGCUCACUCGUGUGCAGGAACGAUGGAGCUCGAGUUCAACGACCGUGCGAAGCGAGGCACGUCGCGCGCCGAGCGCCUCGCUAUGCUUGAGUUCCUGCGCAUUCCUGACAACUUUGCCUUGAUGACUGGCCAGGCGACGAAAGAGAUGAACUGUUCCAUUACCAAUUCCUUUCGCCCGUGCGAUCAUACCAACAGACGCACCAGUGCCAUUGUGACCAAGCCGAUGUAGAGCACAAGCAAGCUGUACCCAUACUGGCCGUUGAACACGAUUCGUUUUUGGUUGAAACACAGAGUGUUCCUCAAUCAAUCGCAAGAUGAAUGCAAACGUAGUCUGGCAAACACGAACUUCCUGC